AUGACAACCAAGGAGGAGAUUAAAGCAGUCCUCGAUUCCCUACGCGAUGCAAAGGUGACGCCGUUCACACACGAUAAACCGUACGCCGCCAUACUCCCAACGAGGCCAGAGCUGAGCCAAGCAGGCCGGACCAUUCUCAUCACAGGUGGCGGAACAGGCGUCGGGUUGAAUAUUGGGCAUGCAUUCGUCAAAGCAUCGCCCGAUACCAUCAUCAUCCUAGGUCGCCGUGCAGAUGUUCUGCAAAGCGCUGUCUCGGCAUUGGAAAAGGAGGCGAAAUCGGUCGGGGUCAGCACUCGGAUCAUUGCUCGUCCAUGUGACCUUACGAAUGUGACCGAAGUAAAGGCUUUCUGGAAGAGCUUGGCAAAUGAAGGUAUCACGGUGGAUGUUCUUGUGCACAGCGCCGCCAAGUUCACUGAGCCCAAGCCAAUGCUGGAACUGGGUGCGGAUGAGGUGUGGUCCCAGAUCGAAGCCAACACGAAGGCGCCUCUAUACUUCACCGAGCAGUUCUGUGCUCAGUCAAUGGAUAGACGGAAGUUCAUUGUGAAUCUUACAUCGGCCGUCAUCCACAGCCAUCGCCAUCCAGCGGUUGCGAUUCGUCCAGCUUACAUCCUUUCGAAGACGACGGCAACACUGUUCUUCCAAUUGCUCGCACAAGCUGUUUCACCGGAACACACACAGAUUGUUACCAUGGAACCAGGCCUGGUUUACAACGAGUACUGGGAGUCUCUAGGUUUGCCAACGGAAUACUUCAGCAAUCCCGAGCUCAGCGCCGAUUUCGCAGUUUGGGCGGCGUCAGAAGAGGCUGCUUUUCUGCAUGGUCGCAUGGCAUGGGCUUCAUGGGAUGUGGACGAGCUUCGGGCCGGCGAGCUUCGCAAGCGGAUCGACGCGGAUCCAUACUUUCUGCAGGUGUCCGUCAGUGGUAUCGAAUUCCGUGUCUAG
Messenger RNA from Cyphellophora europaea CBS 101466, 939 nucleotides. RefSeq lists its product as uncharacterized. Gene Ontology annotation, molecular function: oxidoreductase activity. Bases 1 to 939 code for a protein of 312 amino acids. Lineage: Eukaryota; Fungi; Ascomycota; Eurotiomycetes; Chaetothyriales; Cyphellophoraceae. The record is from RefSeq and is a predicted model, not a curated record. Gene Ontology annotation, cellular component: cytosol. The transcript has 3 exons.